CUAUUAACCCGGAUCUCUAAUCUCUUUUUCCUACUAUUUAUAAAUAGGCUCUUUUGUAGCCUACUUCUACUAACCUUCGUGUCCCUCUCACAAUCUCAUAAAGAUAAAACUAAAUGGCGGGAGGAAUAGGGUUGGGACUGGGAGACACGACUUACACAAAGGUGUUUGUGGGAGGGUUAGCUUGGGAGACAGACAAGGAUACGAUGAAGAAGCACUUCGAGCAGUUUGGGGAGAUCUUGGAAGCUGUUGUCAUCACCGACAAGGCUUCUGGUAGAUCCAAGGGCUACGGAUUCGUGACAUUCAAGGAAGCAGAGGCGGCGAGGAGGGCUUGUGUGGACGGUACUCCGGUGAUCGACGGGAGAAGAGCUAAUUGCAACCUUGCCUCUCUUGGUCUUCAACGAUCCAAACCCUCCACUCCUAACCAUGGAGGAGGAAGGAUUAACAAUAUGAGAGUGAUGAUGAGCACAAUGCAGACUGGUUUUGGACCACCACCCACUUUCACUCACUAUCCCCACCUCCCUCUCAAUCUCUUUGGGUACUCUCCAUACUCGUCAGAUUACUCUCCAUUCCCUACGAACUUAUACGGCGUGUACGGCUGCAACUCAGGGGGACAAUACGGACUGUAUGGAAAUGGAAAUGGUGGAGGCGGUGGACUAACCGCAGCUGCCGCAUCAGCCGCUCCUUUUUAUCCUUGCGGUGGAGGACAAGGUGGGGUCCAGUUCUCUCAACCACAGCCAUUUUAUCACCAUUUCUCUGCUUAUGACAACCCUCUUCACCAUUACUCUCCUGCCACCAUUUCUCUUCAACAAGGUGUAACAGGCUUUCCGCUUCAGCCACCUCUCAUUCCUUACCUUUGA
Eruca vesicaria subsp. sativa (arugula) is the source of this 857-nucleotide messenger RNA. NCBI's taxonomy places the organism in Eukaryota, Viridiplantae, Streptophyta, Magnoliopsida, Brassicales, Brassicaceae. The record is from the annotation of a GenBank genome assembly.